Molecule: messenger RNA, 930 nt
Organism: Prorocentrum cordatum
Lineage: Eukaryota; Dinophyceae; Prorocentrales; Prorocentraceae
Source: the annotation of a GenBank genome assembly
AUGAUGUGCUCAGUGCAUGGAAAGGCUCGGACGGCAAGGAAUCUCGAAGACGAUGGAGACGGCGGCUACAAGUGCACGAACGGAAACGAGUGUGUCAGAGUUCGGAAAAACGCGCAAUUACCAGGAGACGCAACAUGCUCCCAUUGCGGAGCCCAUCAGCUUGCAACAAACACGAGGUGCCACACUUGCGUCGCCCCAAAUCCAAGGGGGGGAAACACAUGUAGCGGAAAUAAUCGGAAGGACAGCAAGGAGGAGGGUGAUGAAGUCAGGCUGAAAGUGUGCAUCCUCAUGUGGUACGACGAAGCCAUGGAGGAAUACGCAGACUUGAACCGUGAGAUGAACCGCAGAUAUUGCGAGCGCCAUGGAUUGGAUCUCGUCGUGUCGAGCAGCAGGGAACGCCCCGAGAGGGGGCCUCACUGGGAGAGGUUCUCGCUCAUGCUGAAGCACAUCCGGGAUUACGACUACAUGGUCUGGAUCGAUGCAGACGCAUAUUUCUAUCCUGGGGCGCGGGAUAUCCGCUCUCUGAUCGACGUGCAGAAGGACUUCACAUUCAGCAGAGGUGGGCCCGGCGGGCCGAUGCGCAUGGUCAACUCUGGCGUGUUCGUGGCGAAGAGCUCCGACUACAGUGUGCAGUUUCUUCUGGAGUGGGCGUUCAACGACGAGCGGUACAACAAUCGGACGCUACCCCAGUGGCAAGAUCAAGCGGUGCUCUUCGAUCUCCUCCGGGAGAAUGCGCUCGGCAUCCAGGAGCACUGCUCGUUUCGUGCAUACGGCACCUUGCAGCACCUCAGGGAGGUUGGGCCACGUGCCCGCUUCGACAGGAAUCCGUUGAUCUUGCAUUUGGCCGGUGCGCCAGCGGGUGCACGAAUCAAGGCCUCGGGAAGGUACACCUCUCCGGGGGCCCCGGCGGCUGGUCUGGACGCCACAUAG